AUGGCCUCGCCCGGGCAGCAAAAGUUCCUUGGGCCCCUGUGCUGCCUCCUGGCCGCCCUGGCCGCGGGCAUGUACAUGGCCACUGCCUCAUACAGGCGCUGCGCGAAGGCCCUGGCCAGCCUCGCCAUGGAUGCCAUGGUCGAGGGCCUUUCAGAUGAGGAGAGGACCAGCUUUGAGGCUGAUGGGUUUUUGGUCCUGCCCGGCGUGUUGUCAUCUGCCGAGGUCACAUCCUUGAGUAACGUGAUGGAUGAGUGGUCUGAGUACAUGGGCGGGGUUGCAGAGGGAACCACUUGGCACGGCAUGAUAUUUGACAAGCGCCACGAUAUGCCGUUUUACCAUGCUGAGCUCGUCAAGAUGCUGGUUCAUCCGAAGGUCUUCGGCAAGAUUGUUGGCAUCCUGGGAUGGAACAUCUACUGCUAUCAUGCACAUGCCAUGUUCACGCGGGCCUUGUCCACGCCUCUGAGCACCUCGGACUUGACUGAGCCGUUGGGGGACCACUGGCACCAAGACUCUGGCCGUGUUAACGAUGACGUUGAAGGGGAGCCUCGCCCACGUCUUUCGGUGAAGGCGAGCUUUUUUCUGACGGACACCACGCAGCCUGGCAGCCCUCAAUUCUGGGUGGUGCCAGGCAGCCACCUUAACAACUCGAUGCCCAACGCACAUGGCGGAGCCACGCAACAGCCACCAGGAGCCACGCCUCUGCCCGUGCAUGCAGGGUCUGUAGUGAUCAUUGACCGGCGACUCUGGCACACAGGGCCGUUGGGUGAGCAACCUUAUGCGCAUUCCCGCAAAGUCCUCUUCUACGGCUUCGGGCCACGCUGGAUGCGCCCAAAAGACUCCAUGGCCACGGACACAGUGCUCGCUCACGUCCGCGAACCUGUGAUCCGCCAGCUGCUUGGAAACACACCAAGCUACAACGGCCUCUACUCGCCGACUGCAAAAGACGUUCCGCUGCUGGGAUGGCUUGAUGAGCAUGGCAUGCUCAAGGACCGGCCACAGGUGCCUUGGGAGGCAUGCGACCAGUCCAGCAAGUGGAUUGGGGGGUGCACGUAA
Messenger RNA from Symbiodinium natans, 1053 nucleotides. Lineage: Eukaryota; Dinophyceae; Suessiales; Symbiodiniaceae. The record is from the annotation of a GenBank genome assembly.